CAGUUUUUACCGUGCAGAUAACGUCACCAUCUCUUUGUGAAGCUCCAAGUGCAUGACUAUUUGUUUCUAUAUAUACAAAGCAAUACAAGUAAUAAGAGUCACAAGGCUAAGUUUAUAGGAGGAUAUUCCAUUCAAUAGAAAGAAUUGAAAGAUAUGGGUCAAGCUUUAGGUUGUAUUAUAGUUGGGCAAUCAAACGUGGCUAUUAAGGAACAUUUUGGGAAAUUUGAUGAUAUUCUGCAACCUGGAUGUCACUGCUUGCCUUGGUGCCUCGGAUACCAGAUAGCCGGCGGCCUUUCGCUCCGUGUGCAGCAACUCGAUGUCAAAUGCGAGACAAAAACCAAGGAUAAUGUGUUUGUGAAUGUGGUUGCUUCUGUGCAAUACCGCGCCUUGGCCGAUAAAGCAUCUGACGCCUUCUAUAGGCUCACCAACACAAAGGAACAGAUACAGUCCUAUGUUUUCGACGUUAUCAGGGCAAGUGUGCCAAAGUUGGAGCUGGAUGCUGUGUUUGAGCAGAAGAACGACAUAGCAAGGGCCGUCGAAGAUGAGCUUGAAAAGGCCAUGUCUGCUUAUGGAUAUGAGAUUGUUCAGACCCUUAUUGUUGAUAUAGAGCCUGAUGUUCAUGUCAAGAGAGCUAUGAAUGAGAUUAAUGCAGCUGCUAGAUUGAGGCUAGCUGCUAAUGAAAAAGCUGAAGCAGAGAAAAUACUUCAGAUCAAGAAAGCCGAGGGAGAAGCUGAGUCCAAAUACCUGUCGGGACUCGGAAUAGCUCGACAGCGCCAGGCCAUUGUGGAUGGACUGAGGGACAGUGUGCUUGCAUUCUCCGAGAACGUGCCCGGGACGACAGCAAAAGAUAUCAUGGACAUGGUUCUGGUGACGCAAUACUUCGACACAAUGAAGGAAAUUGGUGCUUCUUCAAAGUCCUCAGCAGUGUUCAUACCACAUGGUCCUGGUGCUGUUAGGGAUGUUGCUGAGCAAAUCAGAGAUGGUUUACUUCACGCCAAUGCCUCACCAAAUCUCUUAAAUUAAGCCUUUUUCUGGAAUUGUGAAUGACAAUACUAAUGUAUAUUGUGUGUGUGUGUGUGUGUGCUUUCUGGAUAAUUGAUGCUUUUGUGCUUGGUUUUGAGUGUUAAAGACUAAUUGUUAAAGCUUUCAAUAUUAAAGAUUAGUGGAAGCCUGCAAGGAUUACUUCUUAGAUUUUCUUUAA
Molecule: messenger RNA, 1201 nt
Organism: Arachis ipaensis
Lineage: Eukaryota; Viridiplantae; Streptophyta; Magnoliopsida; Fabales; Fabaceae
Product: hypersensitive-induced response protein-like protein 2
Cellular component (GO): mitochondrion
Source: RefSeq, a predicted model, not a curated record